Molecule: messenger RNA, 4004 nt
Organism: Temnothorax curvispinosus
Lineage: Eukaryota; Metazoa; Arthropoda; Insecta; Hymenoptera; Formicidae
Exons: 5
Coding region: 225-3872 (1215 amino acids)
Source: RefSeq, a predicted model, not a curated record
UAAGAACAGACUUCGAUUCAACAUCAGGCGGGUGCUGCCGUCAGCGUGGAACACCAUCGGGACUUUCGAUUACUUAUCGUGGUAGAUUAGUAUACAGUGACGGAUUUGGAAUUUCGUUGAUAAAACGAAGAGUUCUGAUCCGGUAUUGGAUGUAGGCCGUGUUUACUGCCCGCAAAGCAAAGAAGAAGAUCUGAAAAGAACAAAGAAGUGACAUUCUGGCGGCGAUGCUGGUUCGCGCGCCAUACUCCUUCCUUUUCAUUCUUGCGGUCUGCAGUUGGUUUAGAUAUAAUGCUGCAGUUCCACUUGCCUCUCAUUCAUCAAAUCAAAUGCAGGAUGCAUUCAAAGAGAAAAAAACAGAUUCCCAGUCUGAUUCGGAUGAUAAUUCCUUGAAUUCUGGUUCCAUGAGAGAGACGAAAACAUUGGAAGACACAUCCGAGGAUGAUGAACAUGACGAACAUGAAGAAACUGAUGAAGAUGACGAAAAUGACGAAAUUUCAAACACGAGCAAUGUAAAUCAAAAUAUGAAUAUGAAUAUGAAUACAAAUGUCUUCAAUCGCGGUGAGCGUCAUCGCAUUACGCGUAACGGCGAGCGUCAUAAGCAAACCACGACGACGGAAGAUACCACAACGGUCACAGAAUACGGGACAUUGGAAGAAAUGGCCAGGGAAGAAGCAACGAAUUGUGGAAACGCCAGAAGGAUGAACCAGAGGUACUCGAGUAGCUUUUACGAGAAUACGACGGACAACGCGCUGACCGUGGAAAAGGAGUUCCACGACAUGGUCGGCAACAAUUCCAAAGUGAAGAAAUCUGGUAGCGUUCACGAGGGCGAGGACAUUACUCUGUGCUGGAUCGAAAUGACGACUAUCAAGGAGGACAAGACCACUCAGCCGCCGAAGAGACUGGUUAUUCGCGAAUACACGAUCUCCUUUGAGAACUCGGUAACUAUACCGGAAAGGUACCUCGAAUGUAAAAGGUACGAGGGCGAACUGACGGCGAACGAUCCCGAUAUCGGCAAGACGGCCCUGUUCGAAGUCAUAGACGAAGACACGAUGGUCAGCAGGGUCGUAAAUUUUACCUCGGUCAAUCAUGCUGGUAAUGUCACUACUUGGCAACACAAAAAGGUGAAAUGCGGGGUCGGUCCGGUGGUCAGUAAGAAUAUCGUGGAACUGAACGACGGCUCGAAGAACCCGAAGAAGAGAGUGGAGAUCAAAGUUAGUCCCAAGAUGCAUCAACUGACGGCGACGACAACCGAGGAGGAACCCUGCACGGAAAGUUCCGAGGAAACUGAAGAGAGCAGCACACUCACUGAAUCUACUGAACACGCUACUGGACUAUCCUGCGAGAAUGGCGUUUGCGAAACAACCGUGACCUCCCCAAGCAUUUCAACAAAAAACGGUAAAGUCAGCACAGCUGAAGAAACGGUUACUAAGCUGCAGAGCAAAACCGAGAGCGAGAGCGAAGAAGAUUAUAGUUUGCCCCCUGUUACGAAGUCAUUAACGUUGCCUGAUGAAGAGGUAUCCAGAAGAUCGACGACCUUUCCCAAAAUAUCGACUACGAUUCAGGAAUAUCAGGAGAAGAUAGACUGCGAGGAGAAUUCGUCAGAUCCAGCGUGUUUAACGGAAAAAUAUAGUAAAUAUGAUACACCUUCUCCGGGACAAUUAUUUCCUGAACUAUCAGCUGAAGUUUCUACGACGGAAGCCGAAACGUCAAUUCCAAUCGGACGCGAUAAAGAAAUAACUGCGAAAGAAGAGGGGAGACUGAAGGAGACCACGCAAUCUUCAUUUACGUCUAGAGAAGAGAAAAAAGUAACUUCUGAUUUAGUAACUGAAGAGACAAUUGUAACAGAUAUUUCCAUGGAGUCUACAGAAGCACAUGCAUCUCAGUCAACGGAUCAAGUAUCUGUCGAUGAUAGUAGUACUAUUUCAUUGGAAACAAAGAUUAUGACAAGCGAAGAAGUAGAUAAAAUUGACCAUGUUCCAUCUUCAAGUAAAGUCACGAGUAAAGUGACUUCAGGCAAAGUUGAAACUGAACCAGAUAUUACGACCGCGAUACCGGUUGAAUUUAUUGAAUUCACGAAAGGACCCGAUAAACCUGGUCAGGGCUUGGAUAAAUUAUCCGAAUCGCCAAUCUCGACUGAGAGUGUAACCGGUCCUAUAAUUAUCGAGUCCUCAUCGACGUCCGAAGAAGUGCCCUCCGAGGAAAGCGAGGAAAGCAAAACAUCUGCAAUCGAAGGGACGGCGUUGGUUGGAGGACCAAAGACCUCUAGCGAAGGAAAAUUCGUUUCGAUGUCUACAAGAACGUUGCCGAAGGAGGUCAGAUCGACGACUUUGUCACCGGCGAUAAGCAGCGAGGUGGACCAUUCGUGCGAAAACUCCGAGGAGUGCGAACACAUCGCUAGUUCGGAAGCCUGCGACGCGUCCGGAAAUUGUGGCGAGACGACCACUAGGUGCGAUUCAGGGGAAUGUUCCAAGGAGGGGAUCACGGAGGAUCAAUCAAAAUUUGAUACGAGUCCUCCGUUAAUAAUGACGAAAGUUCCACCGUCCGCGACUAGUUCGCGAUCGUCUGAGGAAUCAGGUAUGAUCGAGACUCAGCACACGACUGUUGCGAAUGUCGCGACGACCAUGUUAACAUCUCGAGAGAACACUUCGACGGUUGUCAACAUUCCCGUCACAAUGGACACCCGAAGGAGCACGACUACAAGCACGCCGCGGCACAAGCUCACUCUGAAAGUCAAAGUUCUCCUGGAGCACAUCAACGAAAACAAGGAGAAACAGAACUUGGUCGAGGUGGAGAAACAUUUGUCGCUGGACGAGAAUCCGGGACAGCACGAUAAUCCCGAGUUACUCGAGCAAUUGAAAUCCCUGAACGAUUCCGUCAAUAUGGAGACUAUAAGCGCACUGCUGAAUUGUACUAGCUUGGGAAAUUUGACAAGGGAUUCGAAUUUCGUCAGCGGAGAACCGGGUGAUGCUGUUGACGGUAAUGACGAAGAAUUGGAAUUUUCGGAUAUUGAUCCUGAUGAGGAUUCGAUCUCAGAGCCGUUCGCUUCUGGAUACGUCGAUGCUAAAAGCGAUUAUUCGGAAUAUGAAGAGCACGAGGUAUCAUCUCGAAGAAGACGAAGACGAAGAAGUCUUGUUAAUCCAAUGAAAGAGCUAAAUAGAUUUGUUAGACGAAGUCUUUAUGAUCCCACCGAUUCUGUGGUUGAUUCUUUUAACACUUCUCUUAAUGUUUCAAAAUCUCAGCAGACUGAAUUAACAAAGGACAACUUGCAACUUUCGACAACGACAAAUUACACCGAGGAGGAAACAACGGAAAAUGAAAGAAACACAACUAAGGAAAAAGAUGAGAGCACGACGACGUUAUUUUCGACAACAAUGAGCAUCAUUGAUCUCUCAAAUGCUUCGGAAUCUCACGAGGCUAAUCAGACGAAGGAGAACAUACAGUUAACCACUACAAUUAAACCCGAAGAGGAAACGAGCAAUGCUGUAUACAUAGGAAGUGAAAAAAAUAUAACCAACGAAAGAAAUGAAAGCGCAAGAUCUUUGACGAAGGAGAACAUCAGCAACGAAACAAAAAUGGAGGUCGUGCGAGAAACGUUACCAGGAAUACAGCAGGAUGUUGUGGUCGGAUUGCAGCAUAUGGUGUCGCAAUUGGCACAAGGUAAUCUGACUUCGAUAAAGAACAUUCCAGAAGCCGUUAAAACAAAUUUAUUGGGUAUUUUGGCGGACCCUAAAGAUACCAGAGUUCACUCGAGAAGAAGAAGAGCGGCCGCGGAAGAGGUCGGACACUGGUCGAACGAAAGAAUCAAGGAGGCACCCAUGGGUGGCAAUCUUAGAAGUCUCACUGAAUUCACACUAUACAAAGUCGUUCCUUGAGUAGAUGUACGGCAAGAUUAAAUUCCAUUUUGCUAUUUUUUAAUGUCAAAAGAUACUUUUAAUGAAGCUGAAAUGAUUAUGUGUUGUGUGUAAGAAUCUUAUUGUACAUUAUAAUUCAAUCAUACAAAUUAU